This is a messenger RNA of Cylicostephanus goldi, 506 nucleotides long. The record is from the annotation of a GenBank genome assembly. Lineage: Eukaryota; Metazoa; Nematoda; Chromadorea; Rhabditida; Strongylidae.
AUGCUGCUUCGGGUCUUGUUUGAUCUGUUUUCUUUCCAAAAUGUAUGCUUGUUUGGACUUACUGUCACAACAAUGGCUUGCGGUGCGCUAUUUUUACUGUCUUCGAUUGUGCCAUGGCCCAAACGAAAACGAAGCGAUUUCAUUGCGCCAACAAAAACAUAUGCUGGCAAGGAUGAGGGAGUAAGCUUGAACAAUCUAUUGCGUGAAGAUCCGAGGGAAAAGCCUCUCUAUACCGAAUCUUCUUUGUAUCUCAGCGUUGUGAUCCCAUCAAUGAAUGAAGAGGAACGUUUGCCAAAGAUGUUGGAUGAGUGCUUGGAUUACCUGCUGAAAAGAAAGAAAGAUGAGGAGGAAUUCAGCUUUGAACCCUUGAAUGAAGCAGUAGAGGUGGAAAUAUCUUACCUGAGAGUGACCAACUCUUUAAAGUCUGACAAAUAUCCUGCUCCUUACCUGAGAGUGACCAACUCUUUAAGGUCUGACAAAUAUCCUGCUCCGGUUAAGCGCUAGGU